GCAUAGUUGAGGCGUUUGUGCGGUCAAACUAUCGCGUUUGAAUUUCGUAAAGCGGUGGGGAUACUGCUGAUUGGCUCGUUUUGGCCGAUACACUGUGUAACGAUUCGGUCGCGUGCGGUCGAGCGUAGCGCGCCAACUAAGCUUUUUUCAAAUAAGAAAUUCGAGUUCGUAUGUUCCAUUCUUAUUUCGGAUUUCAAUUCGCAUUGGUCUAGUAUAAAAAUUGGUGUUAACGAAAAAAAUGUUUUGCUGCCAAAAAUAUCGGUGAAGACUAAUAUUGCAGUGUCAGUGAUUUGAAAAACAGUUUUAAAAACUUUUUUAAAAUGUCAUCUGUGCACUCUGAUGAUGACCAAGAGGAGAUCAACGUGGACUCUGACAGCAGGUUAUCAGGCCACUGCGAUAGAAGCAUAGCAUCAGAGGACCGAGACUCAGAACACAGUUACCAUGACAGAUAUCAUGAUUCACCGAACGAACACAUGACUGACACCCAACCGAGGGUGAACCUACCUUUCAGUAUAUCUCGGCUUUUGGGGAAACAAUUUGAAGACAUAGAUAAGCGUCGAAAUUCCGGGGAAAGUGAUGAUAGGAGUGAUCAGGACACUGAAUCAGAGAGUGCUAAAGAUGAAGGGAAAGAUAAUUCUGGUUUGCCUUUGAACUUUUCACAUACACCAGGUUUAUAUCCAAAUUCGGGACUGUUGUUGAGACCUGGGCUGGGUAUCGGUGGCGGCUAUGGGUUUUCGAGUAAUCCGGGGGUCGUUAGAGUGCCGGCUCAUAGGGCCCUGGGUGCUUUGGGUGCCUGGGGGGUCACUAUGGACCCUAUGAGGCAAGCAGCCGCGGCAGCCUUCGCACAUCAAAUUGUUAAGGAUAGAUUGAAUGCCUCAUUUCCAAUCACGAGGCGGAUCGGCCAUCCCUACCAGAACCGAACGCCGCCGAAACGCAAGAAGCCUCGGACCUCCUUCACAAGACUCCAAAUAGCUGAACUGGAAAAGAGAUUUCAUAAGCAAAAGUAUUUGGCGUCGGCUGAAAGAGCCUCGCUGGCUAAGACUCUGAAGAUGACUGAUGCGCAAGUCAAAACGUGGUUCCAGAAUCGACGGACUAAGUGGAGACGCCAAACAGCAGAAGAACGAGAAGCAGAACGCCAAGCAGCGAACCGCUUAAUGCUCUCCCUUCAAGCAGAAGCAUUAAGCAAGGGCUACAUCCCCGAACCCCCACCCGGUUCAGCGCAACUCUCCGCUUUACACUACCAGAACUCAACAAAUUCAGCGCAAACACAGCCGUCGAACACCGCUUUAAGCGCUUUACAAAACCUCCAACCAUGGGCUGGCAAUCAGAGUAACUUUUUGAAUGCUCAAGCGGCGACUGCCCAGCCCCCUCACCCCCCUCCCGUAGCAUCACCUAUAUGUUGAUCGGAAUUAGACUAGAUUUUUUUGUGAAGGAAUUUUUUGUAUGACUGUACUGACUGGUACAGGCGAUGUAAAAAGUGCUUCUCUACUUUUGUAGGCGCUGAAAGCUGCAUGAUUUUUUUCAUUUGUAAAUUAUUUUUCAUGUUUUGUUCAAAGAAAAAUACAGCAUAGUUUUUGAAUGGAAGUAAAGACGACGUGAAAAGUGUUGAGUGUAAAUAAUUGCAAAAAUAAAAAGUGGUCCUACUGAUUAUUUUACCUUGAAACUUCGAGGCAGCUUUAUCCAAGCAAUUUAUCAAUUAUUAUGAUUUAAUGAGCUAGCGAUUCAAAGUUUGUCUUACAACCAGUUUUACCAGAUGAUAAGAGACUAAUAGAAUUACAAUAAAUUAUCUUACUAAUUGUUAUAGUAAUUUAUACUCAUGUCUACUCAAUUUAUUAUUGAAAUUCGCCUCUAGUCCACACGAUUUACAAAAAAAAGUACCAAUACCUAUGCUCUUUUAAUAUUACUUUGUAAGAAGUAGCAAUAAAUUAAAAUAAUAAUUGUAAAUAAAUGUUAUCAGUAUUAUAAUGAUAAUUACUUAAUUCUGUAAUAGUAUAUUGUGUAAUUAGAAUAUAUUCUUUAAGUCUGCUUAAUUGAUAUGUAGUGGAAAAUAAUCAUGUAUGUAAAUUAGCGAACAAUUUAGAAACAAUAAGUUUUUAAUAAAAUAAUUACUGUGAAUGGAGUUGUGUGCAUGAUUGUACUUUUUUACAUUAAUAGGCCAAUUUUAAAUGAAAUGCCUUUUCUUUGCAAAAUAUGAAAAUAUUCUAUGUUCUUUUACACAUUUUUUUAUCUAAUAAAUGAUAUGAAAAAUAUUACGCUUUGAACACAAAACUUCAUCAUUCUAUUAAUGUUAAUAUUUUAAGAAUUCUAUGUAAAAACAUUGUAAAUAUCUACUUAAAUAAGGUUGUACUCAUAUUACCUAAUUUUAAUUUUGAAAACUCACUCGGAUCUCAAACCAAUAUUUUUACAAUCAAAAUACAAUUAAAAAGGUAUAAUUAAAUGCAAAAAUCUUUAAUACAGCUACCUAUUUCCAUCUUUUAUAUAAAUUUUAAAAACCAUCUCCAGUCUUAAAAAAUUUAAUUUAAAUAAAAAAAAUGGCUUUUAAAUGUAAGUUACAAAUGUGCAUUCCAAGUAGAAACUUGUAAAUAUUAAAUGUAAUAUUAGUUUAAUGAAAAUAAGUGAUAGUUUAUAAUGUAGCUCAAUUCACUGUGAAAAUUGUCUUAUAUUGCGUUUAUGUACUAGAUGUAAAUUAUUAUAUAACUGUCGAAUUUUCGUUGCGUUGGCUACAUACAUGAACUGGACGUUUUAAUAAAAUAUUGAGAUAUCCAUA
Messenger RNA from Helicoverpa zea (corn earworm), 2767 nucleotides. It is a transcript of the gene C15, whose product is annotated as T-cell leukemia homeobox protein 2. The transcript is spliced from 3 exons. NCBI's taxonomy places the organism in Eukaryota, Metazoa, Arthropoda, Insecta, Lepidoptera, Noctuidae. Gene Ontology annotation, molecular function: DNA-binding transcription factor activity, RNA polymerase II-specific; RNA polymerase II cis-regulatory region sequence-specific DNA binding. Bases 321 to 1403 code for a protein of 360 amino acids. Gene Ontology annotation, cellular component: nucleus. Gene Ontology annotation, biological process: regulation of transcription by RNA polymerase II; animal organ development. The record is from RefSeq and is a predicted model, not a curated record.